UUUUAAAUAACAAAAAAAGUGAAAUAAAUUAAUAAAACUUAAAUAAACAAAAGUUUUAUUAAAAAAAAAAAAAAAAUCUUGUGAAAUUUUUAAUACCCUACCCAUAAUCCUUUUUCGCCGGAUACUAAAAAAAAGGAUACAAUAAAUUUUCAAAUUCCAAUACAUUGUGUUAACAAAAAAAAAAAGGGGCAAAAAAACAUAAAUACAAAUUCUUUUAUAAAAGAACUUUCGAAAUUGUUCAAAAAAAAGUAGUUAACUUUAUCUUUUUAACAUCAAAAGUUUAACUCCUUUAAACAAACUCAAAGAAGAAGAAAAAAAAAUUAAAGUUAUCAAAUUCAUAGUUAGUUGAAAAAUCGAUAGUUAUCUCUCUCUCUUUUGAAGUGACUGUCAUCCUAGAACGAAAAAUAAUGAAACAAUUUCUUUCCUAAAAAUAAUGGUGCUUUUGGGUGUACUUGAAAAGCUCUAGACCACUGUCAGACUCACCAUACAUACCAGUUGAUGAAACAUCAAAAUUUUCCACCCUUUCAUAGGACAAACUAAUCGUGUCUGGAUUUAGUUCAAAGAAAGAAAACUUAAAGUCCCACAUGAGAAUAUAAAUUUUGUUGUCGGAAUAAGUUACCAGUGCGAUACAAAUAAAAAAAAAGAGUUACAGUGUGAUGCAUCUGCAUUUUGAACGUAACGUUACUACAAAAUGCGAUUGCACAAUUUUGUCCUUGUCAUGGAUGGGAAAAGUACCUGAUGACAUACCGGAGGACGAAGGAUGGAAACUAAACAGAACAAACUACUACCAAGAAGGUUGGCUUGCAACAGGAAAUAUACGCGGCAUUGUUGGCGUAACAUUCACAACAUCUCACUGCAGAAAAAAUGUCGAAUAUCCAUUGCGAACCAAUUACAAUCUUCGAGGACAUAGAUCAGAUGUUAUCUUAGUUAAAUGGAAUGAACCCUAUCAAAAGUUAGCAUCAUGCGACAGCUCUGGAAUAAUAUUUGUUUGGAUCAAGUAUGAAGGUCGAUGGUCAAUUGAGUUGAUCAAUGACCGUAAUACUCCGGUCACACAUUUUUCCUGGUCACACGAUGGACGGAUGGCUUUGAUUUGCUAUCAAGAUGGUUUCGUCUUGGUUGGAUCGGUUGCAGGACAAAGAUACUGGUCCUCGAUGUUGAAUUUAGAAUCAACAAUAACUUGUGGGAUAUGGACACCCGAUGAUCAGCAAGUUUAUUUCGGAACAACACAAGGCCAGAUUAUAGUGAUGGACGUUCAUGGCGCAAUGGUGUCACAAGUUCAAUUGUGCAAUGAUGUUGGAAUCACUGCAAUGUCAUGGUCUUGUGAAAAAUUCAAAAUGGAGGAAGGCGAAGAAGCUGAACCAGGUGUUGUGAAUGCUUCUAAACGAACCUUCGUUUUAGCAGUAAGCUUUCAAAAUGGCUACAUUUACUUGCUAAAGUCUUUCGAUGAUGUUUCACCAGCUCAUAUCAAUACCGGUUUAAAUGGUUCCCUAGGCUUGGUCAUGGAAUGGAGUAAUUCCCGUGAAUUACUUGCAGUAGCCGGUACACAAAAUUCCGAACACACAACAGUCGACACUCAGGGCUCACCGAUUUUUAUAAAUAUUUUGAAAUUUUAUACCGAAAGUGGAAAUCUUUUAUACACGACGCGAAUACCAAAUACCACAACAGCAGUUUCGGCACUAACUUGGGGUCACAAUGAUAAACGGCUAUUUAUAGCAACUGGGACACAAGUCCAUAUUGCUUGGGUAUCGCGGAGAGUUGCAUCUUUGCAAUUAUUGUGCCGAUUACAAAUUCAAGCGAGCAUUGGUACUGAAUUGACAUUGCCACUAUUGCCUUUGCCAUCGAGGAUUAAAUCUUUGAUUGGGAAUCUCUUUGCUCAAACUAUACGGUGCUGUGUACCUGAUCUGAAAUGUUUAAGAGAAUUCGUGGCCCGGCCACCGAUUUGUUCAACAAGGUUGCACUGUACAAUGAUUAGGCACGAUGAUGAUUCUAACUUAAGUUCGGGGAACUGCUACACAUUAUAUCUGGAGUAUCUGGGAGGACUUGUGCCUUUGUUAAAAGGAAAGAGAACUUCAAAAAUUCGACCUGAAUUUGUCAUUUUUGAUCCACAAAUAGAGGAUUCUUCAAUAUAUUCGCACUAUUCUUCGGAUACAAAAAGCUCCUCUGGGUCUGGGUCUCAUCAAUCAGGAACAGGUUUUAGUGGCCGAACUGAUUCAUCUGACAGUGAAUAUGAAGAGCGCUUUAGAGGCUCUCCCCGGACGCCAAGAAAACGGAAAACACGAUCAAAAAAACGGAAUAUUAAUGCAGCUGAAACAAGAGUUAAUGGAGUUGAAUCGGAGAACUUAGAUGAAUUGGCAUAUAUCGAUACCCUCCCUGAGGAAGUUAAGUUGGUGGAAGUAACUUCAAACAUUUGGGGAACGAAAUUUAAAAUCCAUGGACUUGCGAAAACCGUCCCAGCCAAUUUAGGCCAAGUAACAUACAAAACGUCCUUACUUCACCUCCAACCACGUCAAAUGACUUUGGUUAUAACUGAGCUCCGUGAUGACUAUCCACCUGGUCCAGAUCCAACAUUCAAUCCAAAUGUAUUCUCCGAGGAUGAAGACGAUUCAGCUCCAAUCGACCCCAACACCGAUGACAAAAGCGAGACAAAAUUUGUCGGACCUCGCCGUUUAAAUGACAAUUCACCUCCAAUUGCCCCAAUGACCCCGCGUCCAAAUCGAAUAGUAACCAAACGUAGAAAUUCACGUCCAAGCACCACUGCCGUUGGAAUGAGUCCAUUGGCUAGAGCCGAAUCCUAUGAUGAUGACUCUUCGAAUGAGUCACUCGAUUCGGGAAGUAAUAAUUUAGCGAGCAAAAAUUACAGUGGUGCUCCAUCAGGGACAAGUAGUACAAACAAUAGCAGCAAACACAUUAGGCCUAAGCACAUUGACACAUCAUCUUUUGGAAAUGUGAUAGCUGGGGGUCGAGCUGGAACAUCAUUUUCAGGCUUUAAAACCCAAAACAAUCGAUCAUCAUCAAAUAGUUCGUGUCAAUCGAGACAUGCCAUAUCACCGCUGUGCUGCGAAGGAUCUGUUCCAACUCUGCAAUCACCUAAAAAUGCCGUCGCUCCCAGUGACAUUAUAUUUGAAAGACCACCAGCUUCUGGUCAAACAACAAUGAUGAGCUAUUCGAGUAAUAAUGAUUAUUCAAAUAAUGUUGCACACGUCAAAAAUGCCUUAAUGCCCGAAAUGACACGUAGCCCCAAUUCGCAUGUAAAUCCAGUUCCAUUAAAUUUGAAUUUAAAUUUGGAACGAAUAGAUGCAAGGAUUAGAGAACGAUCAGUAGCUUGUUCGAAGAAGAAAGAUCUUCUAUUUAUUGAUGAGGAUUCACAAUCGCCUGUAGCGCCAAGUGCACCAUCAUCAAUGGCAACGGAAUUACGCAUGAAAAGGACUCCUACGGUUAUAUCUAUUGCACCGGAGUUACCCGAUUCGAUAACCAGGAGUUGCAGUGUUGGUUAUUUAGAUUCUGUAGAAAUAAUUCCAUCGGAUGAGGCAUUAUCAGCUUUGCGCAAAGAAGCACCCAACAAACGUUUAAUUUUAGUUGACAGCAAGAAAACCACUCGCAGACGGAAGAACAAUAAUGGAUAUUUUCGAAAACCAAAACUUAACCAAUGUGGCAAAUCAAAGAGCUUAGAUUCGUGCAUCAUUCUGCCAUCACCAAAUAAUGAGAAAAGCAACACAAGAAAUGACAAAACUUUGCCCAAAUUCAAAGGCAUUUCCGAAGGUCAUCCUCUUGAUUUGAAUAGUGAGGAGAGUGAUAAAGGACUUAAAUUCAAAGUUGUGGAAAACUGUCUCGAGGACAUCUACAGUGAUAGUAUGCUUGAAGAAGAAGAUGAAUGUGUUGCGAAGGCAAUAACACCUCAAAAAAAUAUUAAUAACCCCAAAGCAAAUCGCCAGCUUUUUGACGCUUUUUGUCAGCAACAACAAAAACAACAAAACCGUAACGGUGAUUCAAUCAAAAAGAAGACUGAAGUAUUAACCAGCUUUACCGAUAGUCCGCUCUUUACGAGAAAACAUCGCUUUGGCAAUAGAUUCCAUAGAAAUUCGAAAGAAAAUGAAACUGAUUCGCCAUCGUUACGACGUAAAGCUGAUAAUGGUUUUAACUUUGUUAAACAAUUAUCAGAGGUACGCUGGAAGCGAAAAGACACACACGCUAACGCUAGUAGCCAGGCGGAAAGUACAUCGGGUAGUAAUAAUAAUAAUAAUAAUAAUAAUAAUCAAGUUGAAGCUACCCCAGUUGAGUCGAAAACGUCGGUUUCGUUACACACACAGGCUUUGACAACACUUGAGAACAUUAUAAGCCGACUUCGAGACUUGGAUGAGGGUAGGCUAACACCACCAUCUUCACCCCAACGCUUGCCUAGGAGUUCGCCAGCAUCACCGGCAGUUAGUAAAAAGGCUAAACGGUACCAGAGUUCUUCGCCAAUUAGAAAUAUUCUUAAUUCGCCACUGCUUAAUAGGCGCCAGCGGAAGAAACAGAUUAUAGAAAGCUCAGACGAUGAAAGUAACUUUACCAAUGCUUCGGGCGAGGAGAGCGUUACUUACAAUAAACAAUAUCGAGACCUGGAAACAUUUCAAAAAGCACAAUUGCGACAAAAGGAUCUUCUAUUGCAGUUGAAACGAGGGAAAAUUGAACCGAAUGGUAGUUCGGCUUGCUUUAGUCCAGCUCCGUUGCGACGUGAGUUUGUUAUGCACAAUAAAGCGCCAAUGUGGAAUGAAAUGAGUCAAGUAUAUCAGUUGGACUUUGGAGGACGUGUAACGCAGGAGUCUGCGAAAAACUUUCAAAUAGAAUUUCGAGGAAAACAAGUUAUGCAAUUUGGUCGGAUAGAUGGAAAUGCGUACACUCUAGAUUUCCAAUAUCCAUUUUCUGCUGUCCAAGCUUUUGCUGUCGCUUUAGCAAAUGUAACACAACGUUUGAAGUAAAAACCAUUAAACAAAAAAAUAGUCUAAUGAAAUAGUUAUUUAUGUUCUUUUUUUUUGUUUCUUAGAAUAAGUUAACAUCUAAUAAAAACAAAAAAAAAAAAAACAAACAUUUUUAAUUUUUAUCUACAUAUAUAAAUGCCCGUCCAUUCACAAACUUAUCUUUAAUAUUAAAAAAAAAUAAAAAACAAAAUACAUUUAAUAUCGAUAUAAUUAUAAAUAAUUUUUUUAUUAAUAUUUAUCGGGACAGGGUGAAUAUA
Molecule: messenger RNA, 5215 nt
Organism: Episyrphus balteatus (marmalade hoverfly)
Lineage: Eukaryota; Metazoa; Arthropoda; Insecta; Diptera; Syrphidae
Gene: Tusp
Product: tubby-related protein 4
Exons: 11
Coding region: 657-4958 (1433 amino acids)
Biological process (GO): intracellular signal transduction
Molecular function (GO): protein binding
Source: RefSeq, a predicted model, not a curated record